GCAUAUGGUUAACAGUCAUUUUAUGGUAUUGAUUCCCUUUCGUUCGGAGAUUAAAAUACUGCCUUCAGCAGUCUGAUUUACAACUGUUGUUUAAAUAAUUUAAGUUACUAAGCUAUACGAAUGGGAAUCAUAUCCUUUCGUAACCAUUGUCCUUCUACUACAAGUGGAACACAGAUAACAAGAAAGUUUUCUAUCCAAUCGUUGGAGGCAUGAUCCAUAGGCGCACUGAUUUAAUUUGACGCUACUGCUACUAGUGAUGAUUGUUCUAUUGAGGCUGAAAGCCUCAAACAUCCAAAUUUAUAAAUAUGCGAAAUAUCCUAUUUCAACAAGACUCUGCAAAAACAAUCCUUUUUUAUCCAGUUUUUCGACGAGAACUACCAGUUCAUAUUCUGAAAAUGCUAUUCCUCCAACCAAACCCCGAAGAAUUUUCCGGAAGUUACUGUUUUUGAGUCUGAUAUCAAUCAGUUCAUUUAUUGGCUUAGUUUACGUGUCUGAAACCAUUCGAAAUGAAUUGAUUUCAUACUAUCCACCUUCUAAGGAUAUACUAAAUGUGGUCGAAAAUUCAAUUGGAGGUUGGUAUUCUGGUCCAAAAGCUGAACAACCGAUUGUUCCUGUUGGUGAUUUUCCACUUCCACCUAAACGAAAUUCUGAGUCAAUCAGCCAGGUGAAUUCUGUGGCCAGUUCAGAACCUGUUAUUAUUGAGAAAAAAAAGCGUUCACUACCUACUGUGGAAGAAGUUAAAGAUAUGACAGAGAAACGUGAUCAUGUGCCGGUGAUGAACGUAGACUUCUAUGAACUACCCAACGUUGUGAGGGAUGUAGAAAGUACAGUGGAGAGUGCCAAAACUAAAUUGAAAGAAUUUGAACAUGUUAUUGAGAAAUAUCUCGAUGCACUGCUUAUUGCUGUACAAGACAACAAUUUAAUUUCGAAAGAGAAAAACUGGGGUUUUGUCGGAAAACUAGAACUGAAAAAAGAUAUGUUAGAAGAACAAGUGGAAAAAAUCGUCCAGCAAGCUUUACAACAACUUGACGAACUUCAUCAUAUCAUUGAGCAACAUAAGAAUUCGGAACAAGCAAUUGACAGUAAUAUUAUCCCUGAUUCUAUUGAAUCUUAUGGAAAAUUACAAUAUGACUUAACUGGAUCAAUCAAUAAGGUAGUAAAACUUCAAAACGAUAUUAAUAUGCUUAAACGUUAUCGUGAUUUAGCUUCUUCAUCGCAUACAAACUUACAAAAUGAUUUAGAAGCUUUGUCGAAACAUAUUGAAGGGAAAAAGCAGGGCAAAGGCACUUCCACAACAAUGAAUGUGGACGAGUUGAAUGAUUUAAUUUCAGUGGCACAUGCUCGUAUCUCUUCCUUACAAGAUAAAUUAGAUCAUUUAGAACAUAGUGAAAGAGAACGAAUGAAAUCAGCCUUAGAAGCACAACGUCAAGCAGAUGAUAGUCUUCGAAAAGAAUAUAUCAAACAAGAAUUAAAUCGAGAACGCACGAGAAAUGAAAUUGAAAGACAUAAAUGGUUACGGGAAGCACGUGAUGCUCGAGAACAUGAAUUGAAAUUAGCACUGGCGAGACAUAGUGAACAUCUUUCACAUAUGUUACAAUUACAGAAAGAGAAAAUGGAGCAUCAAUUCGCACAUCAGCUACGUGAAGAGUUGGCAAAAGAAAGAGUCGCUUUUGAAGCUGCACUUAUCGGUUGGACUAAGCGUAUGGAAGCCAUAGAAGAUGUUAUAGACGGAAGAGCGGAUCUAGAUCGGUUAGCUAAAGAAGCACAAUCAUUAUGGCUGUCAUGUGAAGCUUUAGCCUGUCGAUUGCAUUCAGUUAGCCCGUCAAUGAAAUCUCACCAUGAAACGAAAAGCGAUUCGGUCCUACUGAGUCAAACUGGAUCUUUAAAAGAUUUUGUCAAUUCCAUUCGUGAAUGCGCCGCUUCCGGAAAUUACCCUUUUGUCAAAAUAAUUCUAGACAGUCUAUCUUCUGAUAUAGUGGAAAAUGGAGUUUGGACAGAAAAUGGAUUGAAGAAGAGGUUUGAAAAGAUUAAACGGUAUCAAAGCAACUUUAUUGAGAAAUCGACUUACUCAUUUGCUUUAUGGAAGUGUUAUUGUAUAUUUUGAAUGUUAAUUACAGUCUUCAUUGUAGAGUUAUAUGGUACCUUGUGCAUACUAAUAAUAUAUAUUGUACAGGGUUGAAUGUGUUUCAUCUCCAUCUGUCACGUCUAUUUCAAAAUUUGUUUUUAAAUCUUUAUCAAAGCGAUUGCUAAAAAUGUCGACUUGUCAUAUUCCAUAUGUGUUAUGUCGGACACUGUUAUGUCUACUGAAUGCUUAACUGGCUUGUACUUUGUACUAAGGUCCUGAAUUUGGAGACGCAUAGUGAGAAAACGAAGACUGGUGAUAAGGAUUUAUUUGACCUGGGAAAUACAUCGAAAUGGUGCAUGAAGAAACUCAUUUACAUAUUGAUUUUACUCGAAUCUUAUGAUUGGUUAAUAAUUCCUAAACAGAGGAAAUACACAGAAUUAUUACAAACACUCAGACUACAUACCAUACUGAAACGAAUUUCUUACCGAAUUAAUUCAAAAAAUAUAAUCUUGAAUAAAUCAAUAUUAUACUGAACAAAAUAUCACAUUGAAAUCAAAACAAAUAUUACUCUGUAUAGCCAGAAUGCUAAGUCAAAAAUAAGAGUAAUGUUAAAUGAAAAGCACAGUGAGUUAAGAACGUGAUUUUAGCAGUUAAUAGAUUGGAAUAAGAUUUUGUGAAUAAUCAGUUUUAUAAGUACUGAAAAAUGAACCAACCACCGCGCACCUCGAGGUGUGUUUACUUGGAUAAAAGCGAACUGGAAUAAAUUGACGAAAUCAAUACAUGAAAUCAGUCCAUGAAGUCAUUGACUACUGAUCUAAACCAUCCUGAGAGAUGCAGAUUACCUAUUUGAAGUUCGUGCAAUGACGGCGAUUUGAGAUUGUAUGAUGUGGUUUAAAGUAGUUUACAGUGCCACAGGUACAUUCACUCUUUAUCUUCCUGUUGAUUUGCAAUCCCAUAUUUUCCUCAUAUGUAUAUCCUUCAACUGAAUGUUCUCAAUCCAUAUUUCAAUUAUUAGGUUCUUCUCACUGUCACUGCUACUACAUUAUUUCUAUCUCUUUCACAAUACAUCUUGUUUAUUUCAUAUCAUCGUGCUAAUGUGGUGUGGGAACUUGAACCAACGCAAAUCUUUGCAAGGCUCUAUGUCGAUAAUCAAUGAAUGGCUGGCAAGUCGAAAUGGGUCAAUUAUUUCUUUUAUUAAAUUGCUUUUUUGUCCGAUUGGACAUAGUCUUGAUUUUUUAGAUGCUUUUUUACUUUAGACCUUUUCAAGGCAACUGAUAUAUUCUAGUUUUAUUAUUUAUAACUUGGCCUAUCAUGGACUAUUCACACACGUAUAUCAUUAGAUUUGUAGGUUAUAUUUCAAGGGCGAAUUUCGUUUGUGAAAUAUCCCUUUCAUUCAUUUCGCAUUUGUAAUGAUUACAUAUUAGAUUAUUCGUAAAGAUUUUGCAUUUGUUUUGUACCGUUUGCUGUUUUUUGUUUUCUAAGGUAUAUAACGUCUGCAGAAAUGUCGCAUUAAUUGAUGAAACAAGUGGUUCACUAUGGGAAUAUGCUUUAUCAUGGCUACAGUCUAUAUUAAUCGUAGAUGUGAAAUAUAAAUGUUUGGAAGCGAUUUCACGUAUUAAACCAAAUAUUGGUAGUCCUUAUAUUCAAUACAUUAAAGAUUAUGAUACAACGAAACAAACGGACUCAAGACCAGAUUCAUUUCAGUUGUUAUCUAGUGCCAAAUUCGCUAUGGCUAGCGACCAUAAUAUCUUUUCAGGUGACGAAAAUACAUCUGGUGAUGAAGCACUUGAAACAGCUGUACGAUUGUUAGGUCAGUUGCGUGGUCAAUCUCGUGUUGUUGCAAAUGAUUGGUUAGUUGAUGCUCGACACUAUUUAGAAGCUAAACAAACUGCUAGAACGUUAUUAGCUUAUGUUGCUGCUCGUGAUAUUUCUACUUUCCAAAAACGUCUAUAAUUGUGUUCGAAAAGAACCAUUUAAAAGGGCUAUUUCAUUAUUUAUCAUUCUUAUUGUCGUUCUUGAGUACUGUUUGAAUCUUUUCAUGAAGCAUCUUUUGUGAAAUUAGUAUUUAAUUUUUGUAUGAAGGGAAUUCUGAUUUGUAAUUACCCUUAUUUAAAUGUACAUGAAUAUAACUAGACAGAAAUACAGUAGUACACUUUUCCUAUCAAGAUUUUCUUUGGUAUUUCACAGGUUGGUGUUAUUGUUGUUAAAAAUCUUUCCACUACUUAGAUUACACAAUAUCUUGUCUAGCAAAUUCCAUUUAGUCAGUUGCUUGUAGUAAUUUUAUAUUUAUAUCUUUAUGGUAGUAAUAAUACUUACGGGCAAAUAAAUAGCAUAUAUCACCC
This is a messenger RNA of Schistosoma curassoni, 4407 nucleotides long. NCBI's taxonomy places the organism in Eukaryota, Metazoa, Platyhelminthes, Trematoda, Strigeidida, Schistosomatidae. The record is from the annotation of a GenBank genome assembly.